AUGUUUGAGCGAGUGGUUCUCUUUUUGCUUCUCUCGUCAUUUGCGUUGUCGAAUGCGUCCAGCCCCAAGGACAAAAAAGGACCAGCUUUGUCAGCCCCCAUGACGCCGAAACAAAUAAUGAUUGAGUUGAGUGAUAUCAUAACUGAAAUGUUCAACUUGACCAAGGAUGAUUUCAAAUACCUCGAACGGGCUUAUGAGCGAAAAGAUUUCCCUUUCAAUAACACCGAUAGGCUAUUUGAAUGGCUUGUUCACGACAAAAAACUGAAGAAAGAAAAACCCGCUCUGGAAAAAAAACUGCUAGCAAUGCGGAAGUUGCACGAGGAACUGAAAGCAUUCAAAGCUAAGACAGCUCACCAAGUUCUCGACAGGUUGUGGACUGUGACCCGCAAUGCGCGAUAUGGAGGAAUCAGUAAUAAUUUGGAGAAUAACGUGCUCCUCUAUUUGGCCUGCACUGCGAAAGAGAGCACUCGCAAGUAUCUCUUUAGUAAAAUCCCCUCUCUGAAACCACAUUGGUAA
This is a messenger RNA of Cooperia oncophora, 516 nucleotides long. NCBI's taxonomy places the organism in Eukaryota, Metazoa, Nematoda, Chromadorea, Rhabditida, Trichostrongylidae. The record is from the annotation of a GenBank genome assembly.